CUUUCAUUUCACUCCGGCUAUGUUGAAGCUACGUGCAAUGAGGGUGAGGUGUCCCCUAGUACGAGAGUGCAUGGCCGAAUUUUUGGGAACUUUCGUCUUAAUGCUCUUUGGCUGUGCUGCUGCUGCACAAGUAAAAACCAGCAAUGAGACUAAAGGCCAGUUUCUAUCUGGCAACAUGGCCUUCUCUGUGGGAGUUAUGUCAGCCAUGUAUCUCACCAAGGGCAUCUCAGGUGCCCAUCUGAACCCAGCGGUGACCCUGAGUUUCUGUGUUUUGGGGAAGGUGUCCUGGUCGAGGCUCGUGCCCUAUUCCCUCUCCCAGGUGGUGGGGGCUUUCGUGGCGUCGGGGGUUGUCUAUCUCGUCUACUAUGAUGCCUUAAUGACUUUUAGUGGAGGAGUGUUGACUGUGUACGGCAGGAAUGAGACUGCCUCGAUAUUUGCCACAUACCCCUCUGACUACCUUUCUGUGGGCAGAAGUUUCUUUGACCAAGUAGUGGGCACCGGCAUGUUGCUGUUGUGUAUCCUGGGUUUGGAGGAAAAGAGGAACACCCCGGCUCCCUCUGAGCUGGUUCCUGUUGUAGUGGCAGCUGUCGUUCUGGGGAUCUCCAUUUCAAUGUCGGCUAACUGUGGUGCUGCCAUAAAUCCUGCUCGGGACCUGGGGCCUCGCCUCUUUACCCUAGCUGCAGGCUGGGGGACUGAGGUCUUCACGUGUUACAACUACUGGUUCUGGGUACCAUUGGUGGCUCCGCUUGUUGGAGGCGUUUUCGGUAGUUUGAUGUAUCUCAUCUUUAUCGACUGGCAGCUGCCUGACCCAGACCAACUUGAGAGGAUUUCCACCAUCAGUGAAAAACUUGCAAAAAAGGAGAUGAGUUAAAGGCUGUGAAUUUUUAAAGUUUAACGCUGAAACUACUUUUCUACUGUUAGAAAAAACAAAAAGGAAUAUCUUCUUUCAAAUGAUGUAGCUGUUUGCUCC
This is a messenger RNA of Pundamilia nyererei, 970 nucleotides long. RefSeq names its product aquaporin 10a (gene aqp10a). Gene Ontology annotation, molecular function: water channel activity; urea transmembrane transporter activity; glycerol channel activity. The transcript is spliced from 6 exons. NCBI's taxonomy places the organism in Eukaryota, Metazoa, Chordata, Actinopteri, Cichliformes, Cichlidae. The record is from RefSeq and is a predicted model, not a curated record. Gene Ontology annotation, cellular component: plasma membrane; basolateral plasma membrane. Gene Ontology annotation, biological process: glycerol transmembrane transport; water transport. Bases 20 to 871 code for a protein of 283 amino acids.